GCUGCCUAGUAUCAUUGAUUUUUUUCAAGACGUAUAUCGAUACGCGCUUCUACACCGGCCACAAGUUGGAUUUCAAACAACAUAGUUGUGCCGGCGGCCCUUUAUCUGGUGGUGGUGGCGUCGUCGGCAAUACCAAUUCAAAUUCCCAUCAGGUACAUCACAUACAUCAGCCUCAUCUGCCCAACAGCAAUCCGUCUGCCCACAUAUCACCGCAUCAUUCCAUUUUACAUACGCAUCACGCCGGUACCGCUGCCGUUUCGCACGCAUCCGCCCAAUCGCACGUCGCCGCCGGCUUGCCACAUAGCGGCCUACCGCCUGUAGGGCAGCAACAGCCAGCCUCAGCGGCAACUGCUUCCCAACUACAAGCGGCACAUCAGCAGCAGCAACAACACCAGCCUUCGCAGACACAGAACCAGCACCAGUUGAUAACGCCGACUUCCGUCGGCUGUGCGACAAGCAACGGCAGCACCACUUCUGGCAGCGGCAGCAGCGCGAUCGGCUCCAAUUCCGUAUCCUCGCUAGUCAUAGGCAACGGUCCCGCUUCGGGUGGAAAUAACGUCCAUUCUAUUUCAUCAGCGGCUGCCUCCGUUUCAACGGCUUCUUCCUUACCUCACAUCGUUCCAACCAGUCUGGGACUAAGCCCGCAAUCGAGCGCUGAUUCCCAGCAGUUCAAUAUAUUCCCGGCUAUUUUUAGCCGACAACUCAACUUCACGACUGGAACUUGUGGUCAAAGUAAGCUCACAAUGGACGAACUGCGUCCAAAUUUGGUUGGCGGAUUGUUGGGCUUGCAGCAAGGCUUAUUGGAUGACCAUGCGGUCAAUAUGCAUAAUGCCGCUGCGUCGCAGGACACAAAGUUCAUGUCGUUUCAAGAUAAUCGCUUAAUGGGAAUUUCUUCAUCACAUGAAAACCGUCUGCUAGGUCUGACCUCCUCGAUGCAAGACACCCGCUCCUCACUUAACUCCAUUGACAAAGGUUCACUUAAUCAUCAGCGCAAAUGCAGCAGCACACCCGAGGAUUUUAGCUCAUUGUAUUCUGGUCUGCCUACACCUGGCAUGGACUCGUCUUCACAUCAUCAUACGCCCGCGCAUACGCCGCCUACGCGCCUUUCUGACCAUUCGAUAUCCGCGGAAGGUGCAUUUAAGAAGCUAAAGCCAGAACCUAAUACGGGCCUCUCGACGGCUUCCGGCAGCGUUACGUCGCCCGGAAACGGUUUAUCAUCGUUAAGUCAACAUGCCAGCCAUACACCGACCACAGCAUCCUGCCCGACGCCAGCGAGGCGAAGACAUCGGACGACGUUUACACAGGAGCAACUAGCCGAGUUGGAAGCCGCUUUUGCGAAGUCACAUUACCCGGAUAUUUACUGCAGAGAGGAAUUGGCACGAACGACGAAGCUUAACGAGGCGCGAAUACAAGUUUGGUUUCAAAAUCGUCGCGCUAAAUAUCGAAAACAAGAAAAGCAGCUGCAGAAAGCUUUGGCUCCAUCUGUGAUCCCCUCGUGCAACGGCAUGAUGAGAAAUAUACAAGGAUACAGUGUAUCACGUGGUUAUCAGCCGUAUCCACAUCACAACUCAAUAAAUCGAUAUCCGCAGGAUUUAUUCCAAAUGGGCGCUUCAUCUUACCCAGGUAUGACGCAACCGUUCUCAAUGACACAUGGCACAAAUAUGGGUUCUGUGGGCGUUCGUCAGGAUUCUAUGGGCAUGUCACCGGAAGAUGAAUGGUACAACAAAAGCUUAUCUGCCUUGCGUAUGAACAGCUCGCACCAUCCCAAUUUGUCAGCGCCGAUGUUGCAGUAUCAAACAUAAUCGAAGACCUUUGACGACUUCUUUUAAAAUACAAAUGUUGAGUUACGACACGCAAACAGUCAAUAUUUGUAUUUUAAAGGAAUGCCGUCAAGUGAUAAAUGAUUUAAGAACAGCGUCAUACGGAGCUCGCGUAAAUUUGUUAAAUAUUUUAAAAUAUCUACAUAUAUUUAAUAAUAUUAAAUAUAAAAUGCUAAAAAUGCAAGUCGUGUGAUCACAAAUAAUAUCAUUAAACUGAAAACACAAAUACAUCUACAUAUGUACAUACUUACCUACAAAAAAUAAACAUAAAUACAUAUACGAGUUAAUGUGUGUAAUUAAGUAUGUACAUACAUAUGUAUACAAUACAUAGACUCUAAAGUGCAAAAGUUGGCAGUUUUAUAAAGAAAUCUGGAAAAUUUUAUUGUAAAUAAUCAUAGGGUUAAGGAUUCGCACAAAAGUUGAGCGAUCAGAAAGUGUUUCACACUUGUUUGUAUGUAAAUGUAUCUAUUGUAAUUGCAUGUAUUAUAUGUAGGCCAGACUUUUAUAUGCGUAUUAAUUUUGUUGAAAUUAUAGGUACGCAAUGCAAAAACCUAAAGAACAUAUUUAGUUAGUUAUAAUGAAGCGAAGGUGUAAUGUUACAUAUCUGCGACCAGCCGAUUUAUACACAAUUUGCACAACAGCGUUUCCGUACCAUCUUAACCGCCACUCCUUUGUAAGAAUUGUAUUUGAAUUGUUACUACAUAUGCUACAUAUUUCCAAUACCCCGCAUUUUCAAGAAAAUCUACUCUUAAGCAAAUAAUAGAUUGUAUAAAAUAUAAAAUGAGACAACGGAAUGAAAUGAGUAAUUUAUUCUGCCCUACAUGGCUGGCACUCUGCUGCAUCUCUAUUGUAUUGUAUUGUAAUUCUCAUAUUUGUAAGCUGUAGCUAAGUAAUGAGUAAAUAAAAUAAUAACUACUUAAUUAAUUGAUUAAAAAUUUACACUAUCUUAUGAUUUAAGUCCACAGUAUUCAUCACAUAUGUGAAAAAUGCAAUUUUCCCACUCUAUGUUGUAAAAAUCAAGAAAACUACUAUUAAAUAUAAAAUUGAUUAAAUGAAUAAAGAGUCUUUAUUUGUCAGGGCUGAGAGUUUUCUAGAGCCAAAAAGGACUUCGAACCAUGUUCACGAACUAACAUGAAAAACAGA
Molecule: messenger RNA, 2963 nt
Organism: Rhagoletis pomonella (apple maggot)
Lineage: Eukaryota; Metazoa; Arthropoda; Insecta; Diptera; Tephritidae
Product: pituitary homeobox 2
Exons: 6
Coding region: 744-1802 (352 amino acids)
Biological process (GO): regulation of transcription by RNA polymerase II
Molecular function (GO): DNA-binding transcription factor activity, RNA polymerase II-specific; RNA polymerase II transcription regulatory region sequence-specific DNA binding
Source: RefSeq, a predicted model, not a curated record